AUGGAAGCAAGAUUCAUCAAAAUCUCGGGAGAAAUUGUCGAUCUAGGCAAAAAGAUUGAUCAAAAAGAGAUAUCGCUCAAAAUCCUACGUGGACUACCUUCUAGUUGGGAUAUGAAGGUCACGGCUAUGAGAGAUCAUAGAGAUCUAAAAACGUUGUCUACCGACAAACUUUUUAGUGAUCUAAAAGCCUAUGAGUUCGAAAUGAAAGCUAGGAUGGAAGAAGAACGCGAAGAAAGAAAUAACGCACUUGUCGUCGAACAACCAUCCACAUCAAGGAAAUUUAAAAAGUUUAUGAAGAAAGGCACUUCCAAGAAAUUUCCUCAAGCAAUGAGCAAAAAUCAAUUUGAUAAUGCUCAGGAAGAGAUCAAGUCAAAAGAAAGGAAAUUCAAAAAGGACAAAAGGAAAGCACUAAUCAGUGACCCACUUGAAAGUAGUGAGUCUGAUGAGUCAUCAAGUGAUGAGAGUGACACCUCAAAAGAUGACAAUGCCUUAUUCUGCAUGGAACUUUCAAGUGAAUCAUCCAACCAAGACUUUUGCUUGAUGGCACACGAAACAGAGGAAAAUGAAGUAACAUCUAAUUCAUUUGAUUCUACAAGUACUUCAUUUUCUAGUGAGUCUAUCUCUCACUUAAUGAGAGAUUGUCAAACCUUUAUGGACACUUAUUCUCAAAUCGAAGAGCGCAAUAAUUCUUUGACUCUUGAAAAAGAGGAAAUAAAUGAAAAAUUGCAAAAUGCUCUACUUGAAGUGAGAAACUUGAACGCCGAAAUUAUUCGACUUCAAGAAGAGUGUAAAUCAAGAGAAGUUUGA
Molecule: messenger RNA, 807 nt
Organism: Ipomoea triloba (trilobed morning glory)
Lineage: Eukaryota; Viridiplantae; Streptophyta; Magnoliopsida; Solanales; Convolvulaceae
Exons: 3
Coding region: 1-807 (268 amino acids)
Source: RefSeq, a predicted model, not a curated record